GAAGUGUCGGAUAUGUUAUACCAUUUAUGUCGAGAUGUGUUGCAAACCAAUGGAGUGAUGGAUAAAGUGGUGCUCUUCAACGAAAUGUCCACUAAUUUACGUAUUCCUCAAAUGAUUGAAAAGCCAGUACAUCUGGUGGUGACCGAGAUAUUCGACGCGGCCUUGUUUGGCGAACACGUCUUAACCACUAUUUACUCAGCCCUUAAGAAUUUAGUUGAUCCCAACCACGGAAUGGUUGUCCCAAACAGAGCUACAGUUUAUGGGGUUCUUAUCGAGAGUAAUGAAUUGAGAGAUGUUUUUACUCUUAACCGAAGACAGUUCGGAGACAUUCGUGUUUCAGACGACGUGUCCUUUUGUGUCGAUUUCAAUGAUAUGAAGUACACGACAACCAAUUUGUCCAAAGUUGCCGACAAAAAGUUUUUAAGCAAACCAUUUCAAAUAAUUGAUAUCAAUUUCAAUGAUAUUUUGCAAAUCGAAAAACUCUUAGAAAGGGAUCACAUGUUUAGCAUUGAUGUGAAUUGUGUGACUGAGGGAACACUUGAUGCCAUCGGAGUUUGGUUUGACUUAAAUCUAAUCCAAGACAUUCACAUAUCAACAGAACCUCCUUCUGAGCUAAUAGGAUGGGAACAGGCUAUAUAUCCGGCAACUGUCCGACCCGUCGCUAUCUGA
Molecule: messenger RNA, 669 nt
Organism: Oppiella nova
Lineage: Eukaryota; Metazoa; Arthropoda; Arachnida; Sarcoptiformes; Oppiidae
Source: the annotation of a GenBank genome assembly